This is a messenger RNA of Acanthochromis polyacanthus (spiny chromis), 14347 nucleotides long. RefSeq names its product storkhead-box protein 2-like. Gene Ontology annotation, biological process: positive regulation of transcription by RNA polymerase II. Gene Ontology annotation, cellular component: cytoplasm; nucleus. Lineage: Eukaryota; Metazoa; Chordata; Actinopteri; Pomacentridae. Gene Ontology annotation, molecular function: RNA polymerase II transcription regulatory region sequence-specific DNA binding; DNA-binding transcription activator activity, RNA polymerase II-specific. The transcript has 4 exons. The record is from RefSeq and is a predicted model, not a curated record. The coding region runs from base 674 to 3772 and encodes 1032 amino acids.
AUAUUGUGAACGUUCUCCUGACGCUACUCUGGACGUCGCAUGCCAUCACCAUACCUGGAUUAUGCAGUCCUGCAUCCUACUGUGUGCUUAGUGCUUACGGUUUAUAUCGAAGCGAGCAAGACGCGAGACACGACACAAUCCUCCAGCGGCUGAAUAUCUUACCCACUCAUUAAUCGCGAGUGGUGGCAAAAAGUGUCCCAUGAGACUGCGUUGCUGCCUGGUGACGAAAGGAGAAGAGGCUCACCGCAUCUGUUGCCUUGGUGAAUUCAUUAACACGGUAGCAGGCAGCUAGCUAGCUAGCUAUAUUCAUAGUUCCCGACAUAUUAACGAACUUUACAUCGAAAAUUACGGAUGUCAUCUCUUGUUUGAAGUCGACAGGGCUUGAGAUGAAUCUUCACUAAAUACCGGGUCCGGUGACGGGACGAUAUAUUACGUCGGGAGAAGGAGAUGCACCUGAAAGGUGUAGGAAUGGAUUCCAUGUAAGGCUAAGCAACGAACGGGAGCUAGCAGGCUAGCUUCAUAGAAAUACAAUUGUAGACGAUGCGGCUGCCGCUUAACGUAGCUGCGCUGUUAGCUAACAUGAAUUGUUUGUUUCCUAUUAAGUCUGACGGCGUUUGAGAUAAAUAUAAUGAUUAUACUGCAUUCGACAGCCUGCUAGAAGGCCGACGCGACAAUGGAGUCUUUCCUGCAGAUAGCGCCCCAUUCCUUGGCUAUCGUUCUGUCUAGGGUCGGGGCUGGGGAGGCGGUAGGGGCGGCCAGGGUGUCAGAGAGCGAUGAGCUGCCGAGACACCACACCGGCUAUGAGAUUUUUGCCGAUUUCAAAGCAGAAAACACCCAGCAGCAUGUAUGGAACCAGCGGAUUACCGAGGCUGUAUCCGAGACCUUCUUUCUGGGAUGGAUAGACGAGCAUGUGUUGCUAAUACAAGGGAAGGAGGAUCACUUGGAGGUGCUGAGGGAGGGCUGGAUGCGGAGGUCUCUCAAUCCGCCUCGGGGAUUCACCAUCAAAUAUCUGGGUGAUGUGUCACCCAUCAGUAUGUCCCCCAUCAGCCAAUCACAGUUCAUCCCUUUGGGUGAGGUUUUGCUGUUGGCUAUCUCUGCUAUGAACUCCACCCAUAAACCUGUCACCCAGGAGGCCCUAACUGAACACCUGCAGACAUGUUUUCCAGGUGUUCCAACACCAACAGAGGAGGUUCUGCACCACACGCUAAGUAUGCUGGUCCGUGAGCGGAAAAUCUACCCGACGCACGACGGAUAUUUUAUUGUAACCCCUCAGACCUAUUUUAUCACUCCAAGCCUAAUCCGAACUAGCUCCAAGUGGUACCACUUAGAUGAGCGAUCUGCUGACCGACACCAACACCAGAACCAGCAGCAGCAGCAUCAGCAGACACAGUGCACCUCCCCCCUCUCUGGCACCAUCACCCCAUCUACCUCUGGGGGGGUGCGAGAUCGAGCACACCCAAAGUCCAGCCAAAACCACAGCGGAGGAGCUGGGGAUUCUUUUUACAACAACAGUUACCGUGGAGACGACCCCCCCAGCCACCAUACCACCCUGCAGCGCAGAUCACCGAAAGACCACAGAGAGGCUUAUUCGUCACCACACUCACCACAGACACCUCCUCAGCAGGCAGGUGGCAACACGGAAAAGAGCCGCAGCACCCUUGGGUUCCCUUUCAAGACGGACACGCUCACCAAGCACCGAGGAGGAGGGGUCGGAGGAGGAGGAGGAGGAGCUGGAGACGCAGAGAAACAAGGAGGAGGAAGUGGUGCAGGGAGUCGUAAGUUUGGGUUGAAGUUGUUUCGUCUCAGUUUUAAGAAGGAUAAGGCCAAGCAGCUCGCUACCUUCUCUGCACAGUUCCCCCCUGAGGAAUGGCCGCUCCGUGACGAGGAGGUGCCCAGCCAGCUGCCACGCCACGUAGAGAUGGAGAUCAUCCGCAGAAUCAACCCUGACCUUACUGUGGAGAACCUCGCUCGACACACAGCCGUUAUGAAGCGUCUUGAAGAAGAACGUGCUCAGAGGAGCAAAGCGUCGUCAGCCAAUCAGAGCUCCAGGAGCAGAAGAAGUGGGGGUAGGCAUAGAAAGCAAUCUCAGACCAAACUCAGCCGCUCUCAUAGCAAGACACGGGCAUCCCGAGGUGAGCCAAGCGACAGUUCCCACCUAGAGCUGGCUGACAGAGACUACAGAGGUUACUCAUCCUCGCUGGCUCGGUCCCCGAGAGAGAAAGCCCUGGCAAUGGAGCGACAACGGGCCCGCCUUCACCUGGCACACAGCAACCCCAACAUUCUCGACUCCUCCCACCUGCCCGUCACGCCAGAGUGGGAUGUAUCCGGAGAGCUUGCCAAGAGACGCACAGAAAUGCCUUUCCCUGAGCCGAGCCACGGUCCAUCAGCCCACCACUCAAAAGUCCAUCGCUCACACUCCCACACCCAGGAGAGGAAGUCUCGGAACGAACGCAGCGACAAGGCCAAGGAACGUUCCAGAUCUAUGGACAACUCUAAAGGACCGCUUGGAGCUGGCCUGAUUGGACCUCCUGAUUAUUAUGAUGAUCGAAGCCGUUACUACACUGAUGAUGGCACCCUGAGAGCCAAUCAGAGCUCCUCUCACUACUCUCGGGCCACCCCCCCCUCCACUAAGGUGCCUGGGGAUGCUCUUGGUUUGGAUGGUGGCAGGAACUUGGAGAACAGUAAGAGCAGGGACAGCCUACCGGUGUACUCACCCAAACCACUGGUUGCCUCCAUGCCUCCUGAUGACUACUUUCAGUGCUCUGGUUCUUCUGAGGCAAUUCUCACUGGGCCAAACCCACUGGGAACUCUGGGCAAAAACAGCCACGACGGAUUAAAACUAGGCAGCAUUGACAGGCAAACGACUGACAGGCAGAUAGAUAGGAAAACGUCCCAUCCACCGGAAAACAAGGAGGACUUGCCAAAGGUGGGACCUAAGGGUGGCAGCCUGCCUCCAAUACCUCUUUCUGUCCCUGACCCCCCACUUUCUAAUGGACGACCUCCCCAUAGUGCCUCCUCUGGUCAGGAGAAACGGAAGGAGAUCUUUAGUAAAGAUACACUCUUCAAACCUCCUCCUAGCCUUCCUUUGCCCGGCUAUAGUUCUUUGAGAAAACCCACAGCCCUAACCUCCUCUGCUCUGUCCUCAUCCUGUGAUGCUCUUGAUUGCCAGGAAGCCUUUGAUGCUCCCAAGCCCCUGGUGGCAACACCAUCUGCUCCCCUGCAGGGAGUUGAAUCCACAUCCAGUGCUGCUGAAGCCUCCUUUGACUACUACAACGUCUCUGAUGACGAUGAAGUGGAGGAAGGGGGCGCUAAAGGUAGAGGAGAGGACGAGAAGCCUGGAGGAAGUGUUUCUGGGAUGGGCGGAGGUGGAGCAGGGACCAUGCAGUGGCUGUUGGAGAGAGAAAAGGAGAGGGACCUACAGAGGAGGUUUGAAAGAACCCUCACAUUCCCUGGUGCUAAAGAGAACCUUUCUGAGCCCAGUCAGAACCAACAAUCAGCACACUCUGCUAGACUGGACAGCAUGGACUCCAGCUCUGUCACUGUUGACAGUGGAUUCAACUCACCACGAACAAGGGAAAGCUUAGCGUCUAACACCUCUUCAAUAGUGGAGAGUAACAGACGACAGAACCUGGCACUGAGCCCCGGCCACCUCAGCAUCAAUGCUGCAAACGGUCCUCCUUUCUCCUUUCGUGCCAUUCAGGAACCUGCCAGCACCCAACCAGAGAAACUCCAGAAGCCCAGCGCCUGCCUUGCAUCAAUCACCAGCGUCUAGGGUCACAACUACAGGCUUGGGAGAGCAAAUAGUCGACGGAAAAGGGCCAGGAAAUCCAACUCCCACUCCCAAGGACUGUUAAAUCCUUUGAUUGACAGACCAACUGAAUCAGCGGAGCUGCGAUUGGUCUGCUGUGGAACUGGACCUGUUCACACAAGCAUAUAGACACAGGCAGAAACAAACAGGAGUUUAGACCCCCAGGAAACCUCUUUCUCUCACAAACUACAAACAUGCACCACAAGCAAACACCAUCCCACUGGGCAGCCCCUGACCACGCCACUCUUCAGCUUCGAGUAAUGUUGUUUCAUUUUUUUGGGAUCUUUUGUGUGUGUGUGUGUGUGUGUGUGUGUGUGUGUGUGUGUGUGUGUGUGUGUGUGUGUGUGUGCGUGUGUGUGCGUGUGCGUGCGUGUGCGUGUGCGUGUGUGUUUAUAGGCGUUAUGUUUGUAUAAUCUAUAAUCUCAGGUUCUGUUAUUUCCACUACCACUCAGACUGCUCCAGAUCAGUGCUUCUCCUACUGGUGGUGUCAGCUGGUGUUCACUGAAGAGCUGCAGUUCUGCUGACUUUACUGUUACUGAUGGCACACACUCUCUCACUAAUUGUCUCUGGUAGUUAUUCUCUAACAUUUACCACUGACAGACACCCUUUAAGCCCUUCUAUCCCAGAAGUCCCUGUACGCAGCCGUCUCCAUUUCUUAAAGCUUACCACACAUGGCACAUUCAGUCUGCUCAGUACUUCAACUAAAAUCAAUUAUUUGUGUUUAAUUUCUGUUACAUAAAAUUUGGUAGAGUUGCAGUUGAUCAUUUUUAGAGCAGGUUUAAUAACAUUAGUGUUCACUGACUCAUUGUUGUAAAGCUGAUAUUUACUGUUCUGAUUAGGCAGGAGUAAAACUAGCAUUUUUUUCCAGAAGUUUUCCAGUCCUAUUCUGGUCUGGUGACAAAGAGGUUGACUUCUAAAUUCUCCCCAGCGUCUCUCAUCUGUACAGCCCAUGUUCUUCUGGGGCUUACAGUUUUUUUAAUCUGUUACUACCUAAUUUUCAGGAUGUUGUGGAACUUUUAAAUAAAAUAGCCUUGUGCUUGAGGGGUUUUAAGGCACAGAGCCACAGAAAAUUACGAUAAAUACCAGGAUGUAGCAGCUCCUGGGAGGUAGUUAGACAGUCAAACGAGUAACCUGUAACCUGAACUUUUUGUAGAUGACACCCUCUUGAAUGUGAGCUGUUUUUGUAUCUGUUGGAUGUUUUGAUGCUCACCUGAAGCCUUGUCAUUUUUAGCCCCUCAGCAGUGGUUAUAAAUGGACAGCCUGCAGCUCCAGGGAUAAGACUUUUGACGACAGACUGUUUUGAUUUUCUUCAGAGAUGGAAACUCUUUUUGUGUUCCCCCUGGUGUCCAUGUGGAUGCAACUGCAUUCAUCUCAUUUUGAUGUGAAAACAAUGUCUGCUGUUUCAGGCUCUGUGCCGGUGUUUACCGGGUACAUUUCUGUAGUCCACUAUCAGAAUAGGUUGGAUGUUUUCAAUUUCAAAUCAACAUAUAGAAAAAAGUUACAUUAAACAUAUUACAGGGGUGGAGUUAAGAUGCAAGGCAGUAUGUUCAGAAUAUUAAAAUUACGGAGCCCCUAAGGUGCCACGGAGGAAAAAUAAUAUAAAACGUGUGCACGUGAUAUUAAAACGUGUGCACGUUUUAAGAUAAAACGUGCACUCGAAAUAAAGUUAUUUACCACGUUUUGAUAUGUCCUUGUCCUCGGCCACUACGGCUUCCAGUAGCGACAUCAGAUGUUUUCAAACACACACGCAAUGGAGAGAAGAAGUGAGCUCGUUAACUUUUACUUCCACCUCGGAAUGUCAUAUGACAUCCUUGCUGCUCUUGCCACGAGAGAUGGAAUAAUCAUAAGUAGGAGAACUUUGCUGUCCAUGGUCCUGAAUAUUGUGUACUGACCUUUUUACCAGAGCUGUCCGUUACUGAUUAACCCCAUUAUUUAGUCAAACAAGCAAAUCAAGGUAAGAAUAACUUUGCACAACAGAGCACAGAGCUUAAAAUAAUGUUUUAGGUAUACUUUAUGUUGCGGGUUAAAUGAAAACAGCAUGUCGCUGGAAAUAACGUGAUGCCUAACUAAAAAAGUUACUGGGAAAAAUCCUAAAUAAUAUGCUCCUGGCAUGAGAGCCGUUAUAUAGGCUAUGCUCCACAGUUAUCACAAACUGAGUGAAAUUUGCAAUCAUUUUACGCAAGAGAGAGAGAGAGCGAGGGAGGGAGAAUGAGAAAUUGCGCUGAUUGAAAACACGGGUCUUGCUGGCGUAAAUUAGCACCGCUUAACUGCCUGUGGCAAUUAGCGCUGGUCUCUGUGGAUUAGGUGGUUUUGUGCUGAAUUUAUGAAUAUUCCCUAAUUUACAUGCAUGCAAAUUGGACCAGCGCAGCCAGGAGUGGCAUCGCAGUUUCCAUUCAUUUCAGCCUUUGCAUAUGCUUUGUGGAUUGCCUGCUGUUUUUUUCUCUCAUUUGAACAGGUUUAGCAGUGCAAUCCUUUUGAGGAUCUGGCCCAAUAUUCCUACUUCCCUUUUUGGUAACACUUAACACAUCUAUAGUGCGUUACGAGCUCAUUCGCACUCUCCACCUCUCAAAUUGGUGGUGUAUUUGUCACCUAACAGGAAGAGUGUACUCCAGCAGAGAGCACACCACCAAAGCCAGAGGAUUUCAAGAAUGUUUUAUUGUAUGGAAAUGAGUUAUGGAAAGGAAUGCAGGGAACCUGAAUGCGUGGAGCCGGAUGGAUACUGAGCGGGUUUGGGUCAGAGUCCUGGAGCUGGGGAUCGGUGGUCGUCGUAGGUUUGGGGGGACCAGAGUGCGACUGCUGAUGUUGGCGGAUCCUCGGCGGCCGGAGGUGGAUGCAGACGGAGGGCGGAAUGGAGCAGGAGCCGGAGAUACGGGGAAUGGAGGACGCUGACGAUCUGGGGGGCUGAGUUGGUAAUUGGCCAGUCGACAGCGGUCGGGAACUGAAGCAGGAGAUCUGGGAGUCAGCGGACACUGACGAUCCAGGGGGCCGUGUUGGUAGGUGGGCCAGUCGCCAGUAAACAUCUCUUAUUCCAGGCAGAGUCUGUUUAGAGCCUCGGGCCGAUCAGAGCCUGAAUGGCUGUAAGCUCCGAGGGCAGAGCCGAGCAGAUAAUCCAAAACAGGAGAAGGUAACCCAGGACUGGGUUUCAGGCAGGCUGGCUGGAAGCCAAAUUAUCUGUGGACACGGUUCCGGGCUGGAGAAGCAGGUGAGAACCCGGACGGCAGGAUUCUAAGCAGAGUAGAGAGAGAGAACGUUAGAAACGUUACAAAGCACCAGGUAACAUUGAGUUGGCUAGACGUGACUGACUGAGUGGUCGAGUACAACAAUCUGGCAGGGUGUGGAAGGUUCAGCCAGUCUUUAUUGCAGAGGAUGUAAUCAGUAAGAUGAGGCACAGCCGUCCGGGUGUCGUGGCAAAGCUGAUUACCUGAGUGGAGGCAGCUGAGGCCGUGCUCCACCCAGGUGCAGCGCUGGGGAGAGAGAGAGAGCAGAGGAGAGCAAAGAAGAGGGAGAAAAAGCGGGAGACAGAUAGGAUGGGGUUUUUGGGAUGCCAGACAGGGGUGAGGAGAGGGCUCUGACAGUAUUUAAACUGGGAAUUUUCCCAUGUCUCCCUCUGCCUGCUAAACAACUCUGCUGCCCUGCAUUGAAUUUUGCUGCGUGUUCUUCACCCCCACCGCCACCCCAGCAUCCACCUGCAAGCUCCGGGGGUGUUCAGAAUGUUUUGCUCAUCACUCCUCCUCGCCUUCAUGUAAACAUUUCUGCAGGGAGUGAUGAGACCAUUAUGGCUGAUUAUGAUGGGCAUUAUAAAUCACUAUGAAUGUGCCCUGGGAUUCCUUCGUCUGUUCCGUCUUCUUCCCCUCACCCCGGAACUCACGUCUGCUCGUCCUCCCUUCUCCGCUCCACAAACCCCUUGGUCUGCUCCGGAUUCCGCCUGCUCCGCCGCCCCAGUCACGUCCCGGCUAUCAGCUUUGUCAGCUCCGUUUCUGCCCUGUCUCCUGACCCCCUUGGACAUUAUGUGAGUUUUCUUUCCCCGUUUAGAGUUUAGUCUUUGUUUAGCUCCCCACCGCGGCCGUACGCCGUCGCUUUAGUUUCAGUUUAGAUCCCUGUUCAGUUCAUUCUUUGUGUCUCCUGUUUUAUUUUUUGGUUCUAUAAUCUAUUAAACUUUAUUAUUAAACCACCCACCUGCCUGUUGCCUGCUGCUUGGGUUCAAACCACCUGUUUCUUAACAGGUUUUCAUUUAACCCGCAACAUAAAGUAUACCUAUUCUGUUUUAAAACAUUAUUUUAAGCUCUGUGCUCUGUUUUCUGUUGUGCAAAGUUAUCCUUACUUUGAUUUGCUUGUUUGACUAAAUAAGGGGAUUAAUCAGUAACGGACAGCUCUGGUAAAAAGGUCAGUACACAAUAUUGAGGACCAUGGACAGCAAAGUUCUCCUACUUAGGAUUAUUCCAUCUCUUGUGGCAAGAGCAGCAAGAAUGUCAUUAUAUGACAUUCCGAGGUGGAAGUAAAAAUUAACGAGCUCACUUCUUCUCUCCAUUGCGUGUGUGUUUGUUUGAAAUAACUUUAUUUCGAGUGCACGUUUUAUCUUAAAACGUGCACACGUUUUAAUAUAAAACACGUUUUAAUAUAUAUUUAAUAUAAAACGUGCGCACGAGAUACUAAAACGUGCGCAUGAAUAAGUAUCUCGUGUGCACAUUUUAUAUAUUUUUUUCUCCGUGGCACCUUAGGGGCUCAGUAUAAAAUACCUUACACUGCAGAAAUGAAUUUAUAUAUGAAACACUACCAGUCAAAGGUCUGGACACAUCUUCUCAUUCAGUGUUUCUUUUAUUUAUUUUGUACAUUGUAGAUUAAUACUGAAGACAUCAAAACUAUAAAAUGAUACAAAUGUUGUAAACAAAAAGUGUUAAUCUUCAGUAUUAAUCUACAAUGUGGAAAAAAAUACAAAUAUAUAAAAAAUAUUGAAUGAGAAGUAGUGUGCAGACUUCACUGGUAGUGUGGAUGUAUAUGUUUAUUGAUAGUAAUAUUUAAUGAUGUGCAGAUUUUUUUUAGUGAGAGUCUUUACAUACACAUUGCUAAACUAGGACUUUCUUUGUGUUUAAUGACAUUUCAGAGUGAUGUUCAUGUAGAAAUUACAGAUGUUCUGCAGGUGACACCACGUCUCUUCCAUACAACCAACCUGCUUCUCUGUCCCUGAAGGAAGUAAAUGCAUUCAUACUGACUGCUGAGAUGAUGACAUUUCCAGUGUCAUUCACAGUAACAAACCCAUUAUUAAACUCUACCACAUUGCUUCCAAAAAACAUCAGUGUUUUUAUGAACAGUGUGGUGGAAGUACUGCGUGCAGAGACUACCACUGUUGUGACUAAACAUUUGUUCCUUAUAUCUGAAGAAAACAGGUGGACAGACAGAAAGGCAUAAAACAUAAAAUGUCAGCUAAACAACUCAGUUUUAGAAAUAAAGCACCUGCAUUUCACUAAAUGCCUGAAGCAGAAAAACUGAAAGCAAAUGAAUCACACAACAUUCAGUUUCAGAAAGCAUGAAGUGAAGUGACACAGCUGCAUUCAGUGGACAUGAGGGGUUACCGUUACACACCUGGAGAGUUUUAAAGACAAGCUGUUAAAAAUGAUUUGAUCAUCUGAGAAAUUUCUACCAGCAAAAAUAAUUGGCCAUUUUCAGUCAGAACGUAUACAUCUUAAUGUAAGACAAAGUGAGGUUCUGUCAAUCAGUCCAUCCAGGAAUUUGUGAUGUUGCGAUUGCACGAAUUCACGCGAAAUCAUCCAAUCUCAGCGAAUUUUGCACGGCCUUGCAAUUUUGUCCAAUCACCGCAACUUUCCCGCAGUUUUGGCCCGCCUCCCGUGAGUUCAACCAAUCAUAGCAGCUCCCAGCGCAAACGUAAUACGUGUAUGUCACCGAAUUCACUUCCUUGUUUAUGGUUUGAAGAUGCAGACGUGUGCGAUACUAAUGUCCAGUGGUGGUUGGUGGUGAAAUUUGUUGGGUGGGCUAACAAAUGCAUAAUACCGAUUAAAUGGUUAACACAGCUGCAAAAGCAACAUCACCUAUGAUACACACAGUUACAUCAAUUACAGGUACACUAUACUUUUUUAGUGCUCUACAUCAACACUCUCUCUCACUCACUCACUCACUCUCUCUCUUUCUCACACACACACACACACACCACUACAAAACAUGUUCCAGCUGCAACGACUGCCCGCAGAUAGCCUGCUGCAACUGUCUUAUUACAACUGUUUGGCGACAUGUCGUGCAAAACACGCCUUCAGUACAACAGAUGACCUCAGCAAAAACAAGGUGUCACAGUCCUUUAACAGGUCAACAUGGGCCUAUCUUAUUUGAAAAGAAGCUCACAUCGACGGCCUUUCUGGGAUGCAAACAGGUUAAUCACCAUGUCAUUGAAGUCUGGUAAUUUUUGGAUGAAGUCCUUCUCGAUUGACAGCAUGGCAAGUGCGUUCAAUCUGUCCUGCCCCAUCGUACUUCGGAGAAACAAUUUAAUCCUCUUGAGCGUACUGAAACACCUCUCUGACUCUGCCGAUGUCAUCAGAGUUGUGAUGGCUAUUUGUGUUAAUUUCAGUGUCCCACCCGCAAAGUCAAGGCCGGUGGGCUGAGUGAAGUUAGCCCAAAUGAUCAGUAAAUCACGGGGGCGGGACAUGCCACCUGUCAAUCACUUACAAGAACGAAAUGAAUGAAAGCCACCGCUGUGUUAACUUGCUGCUAUUGGUCAAAAGUCAGUGGCCUGUGGGCUGAGUAAAGUUAACCCAAGUGAUCAGUAAAUCACGGCGGCGGGACAUGACACCUAUUAAUCACUUAUAAGAACGAAAUGAAUGAAAGCGGGCUGUAAAAAAGUAAGCCCAUUUAGAGAUAUUCUAUGUUUUUCUUUUGACUGAUUGGUGCUGUUGCUACCUUUGGUUUCACCUAAACUUAAAACAAUCUGUUGUAAGUUAUUUAAAAAAGAAUUUUCUCAUCUUUUUUGUGUUGGCCUGGGAGGGCUUAGCCCUGUUAGCCCAUAUAUACCAGCUGUCCCUGCUCAUGUCUCUCAUUUAACAACAAAAAUUACUGCUGAAGACCGUGGUAAACAAUUCACUGAUGUUCUUCACCAAAGCGGUGAAGUUUUACAACCGUGCAAUAGUGUGGUGGAAUACAAAAAAAUCAUCGAUUGAUAUACACUUUUUUUUUAACAUGAAACAUAUUAGAACGGCUGAAAUGAGUGGACAACAGACCAGACAAAUCACCAUGAUGGAAGCUGUUGCAUCCAGAUCCGUUAGAGCACUGAAAGAAUGAGGUAAAUUAGAUUAAUUAUUCCACCAAAGAACACGACGGAGUUAUGUGACGAUCAGUGUGUGUGAAUUCUUCCUCUGCUACCCACAUCACUCAAAAACCGACUCGGGGAUUGAAAAUUUAAGGGUCGGUCAGAAAUGACAUAAGGACCAAAUGAUUAGACUUCGACAGUGGUACGGCUUAAAGUUUGGAUCAACGGAUUUGUUAAGGAUUUCCCAUUGAGGUAGCGGCACGGGAUCUGAUAGCAGCACGGUAACCGUGGCAACAAGUGAACGCUACCUCAGCAGCCUGCUGACGAUCACAAUUGUUAUCCUACAACAAAUCUACCACAGUGGACGUAUCGGAAACGGCACAAGGAACGACUGAUUAAAUUGUGGGGGUGUUUCUGAGUCCCAUCAAUUCCUGUCGCCCCCUGCAUAGUUAGGUCACGUCAUAUUAAACCAGUAUCUGGCUGCUGCUAAUAUCCCACCAUGGUGCGCCAGCUUUUGUGGAAAUAGGUCGGAACGUUAAAUAAUUAAUUUCGGAAUAAAUAUUGUCAAUUACAGCAUUGAAACAUGUUCUACAAGCUGGAAAAAAUGCAGCUUUUUAGCAAUUGUCACUGUCUCCCGCAAUUUUAUCACAACAAAUAAGCUUAAAACAUCACAACUUUUAUCGCAAUUUUUUAGAAAAGCUGCCGCGAAUUCAGGCAUUUUCAGCCGCAACAAUCAUGAAAAACGCCCGCGAAAUCCUUUUUUUCUUUAAACUGUUUGAGGUGUAUACUCCUGGUGCUAAGACGUGUUCGGGUCAGUAAAGGCUAUGAUAAUAAUCGUAGUACAAACAGUCAUGACAUUUUUUGGAUAUAGUAUAAAACUGCUGCUUAGAUGUGUGUUGUAGGUUCAAUCUGCGUACUUUUGGCCAUGAUCAUUUAUUCCCCUUCAUCAGGGAACAGUACAGGGAUUACACAGUGACUGAACAGAUGGACAAAUUAAUACCUAUGGAACAGUGAAACGUGAAAAAAGCCUGCAUUUGAAGUGCGUUGGUCUCAUAGAAGUUACUCUUGAAGUGAGUUGGGUAUCUCCAAAGUUCUGCAGCCCUGUAGGUCAAGGAUUUCCUCUUUUCCCUCCUCUCCUAGUGACUGAUCCCUGUAUUGUUAUCCUCUAUACUAUUACCAACUACCUCCACAGCAGCAAAAACACAGCCCCAUUCUCUGUUAUCCUGUGGUCAUCAGCCUCCUGCCUGUGAAUGUCUCACACGCACAUACAGAUACAACCAGUGCCCUCAAAAGUAUUUUAACAGUACACUCAGCCUUUAGAUGAUUUUUGCAUGUGAAAAAGGUCGACUAAAAGCUGGAGUCGAUUUCUGCUUGUGUCAUUGUCAUGUUUUGAUCUCAAAUUCAAAGGAGUUGGGUAGUAAAAGCAUCAGUUUAUCUCUACUGUUGAAACACAUUUAAAGGACGCCCUAAAUAACACACUGCAUAUGGAAGUGCUGGUAAACCUGCUGUUUCUGUUUCAUCACUAACAACAUUUUUUCAUGCACCUGCCCACCUAAUCAAUGGCAAUACACAUUUUCAGAAACUCUCCUUAAAGGCCUUGGCCACAGCUAGCAUUAGCAUGCAUCUACAUGGCUCUGAAUACUGGCUGAAAUGAUUUCUAGAAGAUGCAGUGUGAUCUGAUUGCCUUGACCACAUCCAGAGGGAGUCUGGCUACAUACGGCCACGUUCUUGUAGCAAUGUGUCGCUGAAUGUUUCCUUGGAUCUCAUGUACUAAAGUGGGAGUAUAUACUCAUUUGCACACCAGCAGCAUCAUAUUAAAAUGUGACAAGUAAGACCAACAGUCCACAGAGAAUAUCUUUGGUGUUUUGGUUUGCCUGGAACACACCAAAGAAUAGACCUAUAUUGUUGUGAUUUCUUUUAAUUUCCAGCCGACUAAGCUUGCUAAAUGUACUGCUGCUUUCUGCCAUUUAAAAACGACACAUUUGGUCUUUGAAAACAAAAGUUCUUUCCAUAUGUCAGUAUUAAUUCUAAUGGAUCAUACAGGACACAUGCCAAUGCCAGGUGCGAACAGGACCAAAGACAUUCAUUGUGCCACACAAAACAGAAGUUGAGAGAGAAGUUUAGCUCUCAUUUCUACUUCCUGCCCAGCUGUAAUCAUGCCAGUUGUCAUGAUUGUUGAUUUGAAAAUUAUCAGGAAACGUCAAACAAUUCAAAAUGAGAUUUAGAGUCAGUCCUGUUUCUUAGGUUUUAGUCCCCAAAGGUGGUAGGAACUAAAAUCCAAAGGGAACGAAUACCCUUGGCAGACCUACUGAUAAACCAAAUUCACAUCUCUGUUCUCUGAGCAUACUAUUAUUGUAGCCUGUAGUCUACCACACCAACAGGCUUCAAAAACAGUUGUCAGUAUUCCAUGGGUAUAUUGUGGAUUCUUUCUGUAUCUGUAGAAAGAUCAUUGACUUUGUUCUAGCCCAGCAGUAGGAAGUAUUAAGUGCUGCAUCAUUACCCAACGGUUCUAAUCCCAGUUCCAGCUCUUCAGAAGGGUCUGUUGUGCCAUUUCUAGCCAUGUAUUUAGGCCAUAUCUCCAGUUUCCUGACAACAGAAAGACAUGCGUACAGGGAUAAGUUCAGAUUGUUUCUCAAGUUCUUGUCUGGUUUACCAUUGAGAGGGUGUCCUGUCCCCACAAAUAUAAUAGCUGUAGUUUCUAUUGUACCACUAAACCUGGGUUUAAAUUCUAGUCUAUAUAGUAGAGUUUAAUCUGUGGUUAUCUCUUCUACCACAGUUAAAGGAUUCUGGCUCCUGUGUCACAGUACAGUGAGAGUCUUCUCUCUUCUACCAGUAGAGCUGUGGUCUCUUGUCUGUUGGAAGUCAGGGGUCCCAUCACUCAUGUUUAAUGUUUGAUCUGCCCCCAACCCCAGGCCUCUAAGCUGUCUGGCCCAGUGGUUCUACAUCAACCCCUUGUCAACUCCAGCCACAAUCCUGUAACAGUACAUCCCUUUUCUACACUGACAGUCCAUGAAAUGUCUUCCCUUAACAUUGGCGGUGGUUUAUAAAAAUAGAGGUUCAACAAUAACAUUGUUUCUAAUGGUGACAGUAUGUCAUACCUGUAAAUGAUGUUUAUCUGUCAUGCCUAGUCAAAUAAUUUAAACAACAAAAAGAGGGAUUUUUUAAAAAUGUCUAUACUAUCUGAAAGUCCCUUUGAUGUGUCGUACUGGUGUUACUGUUGUUGUAGUGUAUGUGAUACCCAAUGGGGAUUGUGUUACUUUUUAAGAUAAUAAAAUAACAAUGUUUGGUUA